UAGCAAGCUAAAGGGGUAUAGUGGACUAAGGCGCAGGGUAGCUCGGCCUCAUGAGCUCUGCUCGGGGCGGCAGAUAGCCCUCCCCAAUCUCUGCUGUGCACAUAGAGACCCGCUGCUGUCCGUUGUAAUCCUGCCGUAUCAUGACCACUCUUACCCAGCGCAGCUCCGGGCUGGUGCAGCGGCGCACGGAGGCCUCCCGGAAUGACAAGGAGAGAGCAGCUGAGGGGGAGGAUGAGGACAAGGGCCAUGAGGAGCAGGACGAGGACGAGAGGGCCGGGGACAAGGAGGCCAGGCUUACCCUGAUGGAGGAAGUGUUGCUGUUGGGGCUGAAGGACAGGGAGGGAUAUACAUCAUUUUGGAAUGAUUGCAUUUCUGCUGGCUUACGUGGUUGUAUGUUAAUUGAACUGGCAUUUAGGGGCAGAAUUACUCUUGAAGCUGUUGGUAUGAGACGCAAAAGUCUACUCUCAAGAAAGGUAAUUUGUAAAUCUGACGCCCCAACGGGAGAUGUUAUGCUUGAUGAAGCCUUAAAGCAUAUAAAGGAAACCCCAGCUCCAGAGACUGUACAAAGUUGGAUUGAACUCCUCAGUGGAGAGACAUGGAAUCCAUUGAAGCUACACUACCAGUUAAGAAAUGUGCGUGAACGUUUAGCUAAAAACCUUGUAGAAAAGGGUGUUUUGACAACAGAAAAGCAAAACUUUCUUCUCUUUGACAUGACCACACAUCCUCUCACCAAUAAUAAUAUCAAGCAGCGUCUCAUCAAGAAAGUACAGGAAGCAGUUCUUGACAAAUGGGUGAAAGAUCCUCAUCGUAUGGACAAACGUUUGCUGGCCCUUAUCUACCUAGCCCAUUCUUCCGACGUCAUUGAGAAUGCAUUUGCUCCCCUUUUGGAUGAUCAAUACGACUUGGCCAUGAAGAGAGUGCGGCAACUGCUUGAUCUAGACCCAGAAGUUGAGUGUACAAAGGCAAAUGCUAAUGAAAUCCUUUGGGCCGUGGUAGCUACCUUUACCAAGUAAAUACAGUGGACUGGAGUGCUCAUUUUAUGUAAAUCCAGUUGUUUCUGCUUGAUAUUUUUGGUAAUUUGUACCUUUUUUGCUUAUUUUUUAAUCAGCUCAGAGGACAUUAAUUUGUGUCUGUAUGCAGGAUGCUGCUGGUACGAAAAAACCUUCCUGUUGAAAGAGAAGUUUUUAUUGCCAUAUUGGCAUUCCAUUACUCCUUAACUUGUAAACUUGUAUUCUAGCUAUUGAAGGGUUUAUUUUCUUUAGCUGGUAGCAAGGCACAUUUAUCCAUUGCUUGAUGAGCUUGCCUCAAGUGCUUGUGCAGCAGUUAGGAUUUGCAGACUUUUUCAGAGAGAACGUUACAAAAAAAAAGGCCUUUGAAUCACCAAAGUUUAUAACUGCUUUUUCCUGUCUACAUUACUUUUUACAGUCUCCAGUCAAUGCUUGUUAUAGCAAUUUUAAUAAUUGUGUUUUUUUUGUUGUUGUUUUUUUAAAGCUGCUCAUUAUUUGCUUCUUGUUUCUGUAUAGUCCAUAUACACUUCAACUAACUAAUUUUAAAUGUUAACAAUAGUAUAGUGUUGAAAGAUCCUAUGGUGUUUGAAAGCCAUCUUGGGAUGAUGAACAUUCCAUUAAAUGUAAAUAGUAUCUGUUGUAUAGUAAUAAUCAUUUUCUCUCCUUGCAAAGUUAUUUGAGACUUUUCAGUUGCACCCUAUAUUAGAUUCAACAAGUCCAUAAUGUUUAGAUCCCAACUUAAGAUAUCAUGAAAUGUCAUUCACUUAUAAAUGCUUUCAAACAUGA
Messenger RNA from Bombina bombina (fire-bellied toad), 1793 nucleotides. Its product is annotated as Golgi phosphoprotein 3. Gene Ontology annotation, molecular function: phosphatidylinositol-4-phosphate binding. Gene Ontology annotation, cellular component: cytosol; trans-Golgi network; Golgi cisterna. Lineage: Eukaryota; Metazoa; Chordata; Amphibia; Anura; Bombinatoridae. The transcript has a single exon. The record is from RefSeq and is a predicted model, not a curated record. The coding region runs from base 141 to 1013 and encodes 290 amino acids. Gene Ontology annotation, biological process: Golgi to plasma membrane protein transport; Golgi organization; retrograde vesicle-mediated transport, Golgi to endoplasmic reticulum.